GUAGCGGCUGGGUCUGGUCAUCAGGUGCGGCAGCUUACGGACGAUCACCUCGAUUAUUGUGGGCGUCUCUUGUUAACGAGAGAAGGAUUGCCUGCCUUUAUAAUCUCUGCUGAAGAAUCGGCUGGAGCUUAGUGGACGCCGAGAGGGCUUGCGCUGGGCUGCCGUGGGGCGGGCAUGAGACGCGGCGGAACCGAUUCACCUACCGAAGCAGCUUGAUGAUGGUACGAAGGCUACUGCUCAGAUGUCGGCGGCCAGGGCGAACAUUCGGAGGAGGGCGCAAAAGGGGGAGGUCACCCACUUUCCUCAAGCUGGCGCUCAUGGCCACAGUGGCUCUCGGUGUUGUUCUCACCCUACUUCUCGGGGUCGUGUGGUCGCGGCGUAGACGACAAGACCGGGACGUGGACCAGUUCAUCGAGAGCUUUCAGCACAUGUACGACGAGGGGAAGCGGCAGGGGGGGUCGGCAGCCGGGGGGGCGGNGGGGGGGGGGGGGGGGGGGGGGGGGGGGGGGGGGGGGGGGGGGGGGGGGGGGGGGGGGGGGGGGGGGCGGGGGGGUUGGUGGGAGGCAUUACCGUGGAAGGGAACUCCGAGAUCGUCCGGCGGUACGACCCAAAAGCCAUGGUAUUCGUCGACCCGAAGCUGCGGCGCACGUACGGCCACGAAGGAGAGAAGGGGAGACAUAAGCGCCACCUCUUCAUGGAGGUCCACGACAUGGCGAAGGUCAAGGGGAGGCCGCUGCUCACCCUUCAGCAGCUCAUGGCCAUGCCAAGCAGCUAUGACCCUUCGGCCACCAACGCCAUGUCUGACACCACCAUCAUCCUCAAUCAUUGGACUCGGACCACCCUAACGGAGCAGCUGGACGCGGUGCUUCGGCUGACCGUUCACCCCGCCGGCGGCGUGUGGGUGUGCGCCUUCAACUCGCCGCGGGAGGCCGAGUACAGGGCGGUGGUUGAAAGCUACCGAUCGAAGUUCGGGGGGGAUCGAGGGGGGGGGCUCUUCUUCGUGGCGUCGUCGUUCAACUUCAAGUACUACGGAAGGUUCCAGAUGGCGCUCCAGGCCCGCACCAAGUACGUGUGGGUCAUCGACGACGAUGUGAUGCCCGGUCGCCACUUUCUUCACCAGCUCAAUCACAUCGCUGGGAUAUACGAGGCUGAAGGGGCCGAUGGGACUAUCGGACCGAUGGCGCUCGGCUCCGUGGGGUGGAUCAUGCCCGGGGUUAAGACCACGGAGAAGUACUACAGCUACAGGUACCAUACCGACAAGGGGGGGCUCUUCCUGCCGGACAAGCGCUACGGCAUCCCUGUGCCCCACCUGCAGGAGGUCGAUUUGCUAUGCAGCCACUGGUUCGUGGAGACUGGCUGGGUGAAGCUGCUGUUCCGAGAGAAGUGGGAGACCCCGCAAACGGGAGAGGACUACAUGCUUGCCUACUCGCUGCGCAAGCACGCCGGGGUGCGGUCGUUUGUUUUACCCAUGGACCUUGGCGACAGCGAGACUUGGGGCAACGUAGACGUGAACUGGAAGAUGCAACACCAGGGGGGCGAGGCGACCACGCUCCGCAGCACGGUGCCCAUGCGCGACCGCAUCUGGCACCGCCUGUUCAAGCGGGGCGGCGAGUACUUCAUGUCCCUGCGCUACGCCUCUCGCCCGAGGCCGCUGCUGCUCGUGGUCGACGGCGCCUUCGACGCGCAGGCCCUCCGCGCGCUCUUCCUCGUGCUCCAGGACUCGUACCCGCCCACGAGCGGCGGCGCGGCCGCCGCUACCGCCGUCGCCGGCGGCGGCGCAACUUCCAACAACCUCGAAGAAGAAGAAGAAGCGUCUGCGUCAUCGGGGGUGGGGGUUCCGCAGCGCCCUCCCCGGGUGGUCCUCACGGGGCGAGGAGGGGGCUCAGCGAGCUGCUCGCUGGCGGCCAGGGACCUGGGGAACUCGAAGGACGGGCGCGCUAGCGGCGGCGGCGCCACGCUUUGCGACCCGGACACGUUCGCCUCGGCGUGGAACCUGGUGGCCGGGAGGCACUUCCCCCGGCAGGGCACGAGCAGGAGCGGUGGCAGCGGCGGCCGGGACCACGUGCUCAUGGUCGACCUCGCGCUGGGUCUGGCGGGGGCCGUGAGCACGGUCAAGCCGCUGGCGAUCGUCAGCGUUGCCGGGACGGGGCCUUCCGCGGGCACCCCCGGCGGGGUGGGCGGGGGCGGGGCGGCGAUCGACGAGGCGGUGGCGGUGGUGGCCGGGCAGGCCGGGGUGCCGGUGGUCCGGCUGCCGAGACGGGCAAGCGCGAGCGCGGCCGCGCUGUGGCUGUCGAGACUGACGCCCAAGGCGUUCCGGGCGUGGCACAGGCCGCAGGUGGACAUCGUCGUGGUGUACGAGCCGCCGCCGACUAACGGCGGCAAUGGCGGCGGCGGCGGCGGCGGCGGCGGCGGCGGCGGCGGCCACACCGAAGCGCAGCUGGAGGCGCUUCUGAACAGCAUCUCGGAGGCUCACUACCUGGGCGAUAGCGUGGGGAUGACGAUAGCGGUCGCGUCGGGACCCGUCCCGGAUAGCGUCGGGGACGAGUCCUUCCCCUGGCCACGUGGCCGCAAGACCGUGCGCGGCGGAUCCCUUUUCCCUUCCAAGCCAGCCGACCUCGUCGGCGGUUCAGCAUCUCCGGCGACCCUCGCUCUGCGAUCGUGGAUGCCUCGUGGCGACAAGGAGGAGGACAGUUUCGUGGUGGUCCUCGAGGCGGACCGGGUCGUGAGCCCCCUCUUCUACUCGUGGCUGAAAGUGGCGGUGCUGGAGACGAGCUACGGGGGGGCGGCGGCACCGAAGCGGUCAGUCUCCGACCGCCAGCCGGCGGCGGCAGCGGGGUCGAGGGGAGGCGUUUGCGUACCCGGCGACGCACGGGGGAAAGCAGGCGGCGGCACGUGGCUGAUGCCCGCCGGUCACUGGCGGGCGGCGCAGGCCCGUUGUCUGAGAAACAAAGACGGCUUCGAAGGAGGAGGAGGAGGACGACCCGGGACAGGGUGCGAAAGCACGAUUUACCCGCAACCGUCCGAACGAGUGCUUUGUCCGAUAGUGACGGAGCCGGGCGAGGCCCUGGUAGGGAGGACUGGUGCGGACGGGGCGCUCUUGGACGGAUGGCCGAAAGACUUGAUGGAGAACGGGGAUGCUCUGGCAAGCUUCGUCGAGCGUGUUCUGUUUCCGUAGGGGCGAUGGCGGUGGGAGGGGGUUGGGGAUCGGUGUCCACCGGUGUUGGCGUGCAACACGCGAUGGGGGUGAGACCGAUUGCGGGCAUAGGCUGAAGGAGAACGGCCCGGAAUUCUGUUGGAGCAGCUGUAGUUGUUGCAUUUUUGCCGUUCGGUUGUGCCCUCAUCCUUUGUUGUCUCUGCUUAACUACAUUUGUCGGCAUGAAAUUUGGUGUGCGCACCUUCCGAAGUUUGAGUUUAAUCGUGUGAUAUUGUUGUGUACUAUUUAUGUAUGCUCGUGUCUAUGUGUGAAAGUUUGUAAAGGAGUCUAUAUUUAUCGAAACAGGCAUUUUUUUUUGUAGCUUACCAAGGUGUAUCCAUACACGACGUGUGGUUAAGUGCCUGUGGAUACGUCUUGACGUGUGCUGUUGCGCUGUUGAUGAUUUUGACUUGACGGGGUGAGUGAUUUAGUGCUGAAUUGCUUGUGCGAAGUUGGAACACAUUUGUUCUGCCGUCCCUGCGUAUUGCGUAAGAACGCAGGCAAGCAGCAGCACUCGCCCGUGCGUUGGAAACCCCUUCCGGGAUAGGAGCUCGCGGUGCAACACAGCCAGCCUAGUCAACCGCUUUGGGGUCCCCGAUACGUGUGCGUGAGUACAGUGUAAAUUCCGGGACGACACCAUAGCCCUGUUGUACGCCUGGCCUAGACAAUCAUUAUUAUUUUUUUUUCGUGGGGUUUUGUGUGUUGUCAAGUGUUUGUGUUCGUUUUUGAUUUUGUGAGGGCAUAUUGUGCGCGCUGUCGCAACAGGAGAGCCUGAUAAAUAACGGGGUCCAAUACCUGACGCAAAGUGAGGAGCAGAAAAGUUCAUUUUCGCUUUGUUUGUUUCAUGUUACUGUGAAAGUAGGGGGUAAUUCCCUGACACGACACGAAUGUUGAAGCUCGUGGCGUGACGAUCAGCAGGACAAGGGGAUCUUAGUGUCUGCUUCCUUGUCAAAGUCGCUGCUUAUACCCCAACCUCUUUGCUGUGGGCCCGAACGGUGUGAGGAAACAUCUGGCUUAUUGUAAGUGCCACGAACAUAUUUGGUCGGCGACAGCAGUUACAGAUUGUGACAGAUGGAGAAGGGUUUUGCUAGUUGAGGUAUAGUGAGGAGUAUCUCAAGACAUCACAAGAGAGUGAAUUGGAGGCAGAAAGAUCAGGGUCCGAAGGCAGGAACACCUGGCAUACAGACCUGAUGAUAGAGCCUCUCGAUUGGUACCGAGGUCGAUGGGCAAGUUUUCUCGUAUCUCUGCUGACGAGUAUAACGUGAAGAGAGCAAUGGGUGCCCCGUUGAUUGCAUGUUGCAGGGAACAGUGUCUCCCCCCCACUAAACGCCAUACCUGGUACUUACGGUAGUCGUAGUGGAUUGGCGACCAGAUCCCGUUGUUCUACAAAUAGCUGUGGCCGCUUUUGGUCCCCCGACCUCUGAGGGAGAGAACAAACGCACACAAAACUUCGCAAUAUUGAUUCGAGAAGGGAAGCUACCAGCAAUACACCGAUCGAUGUGUUUUGGACAUGGAAACACAAUCAUUCCCGCGCCGGAUUGAUCUGCGUGUGUUGGAAGUGUGCGUCCUCGACAAGCUUGUUCGCAAGGGUCAGCCCCGCCGAUGUUCUGCCACAACAGUAGUUUCGACCGGGCAUCUCUCUUAUCUUUCGUGUGCGGCGACGCGCGGGCGGGGCUCGU
This is a messenger RNA of Ectocarpus sp. CCAP 1310/34, 4872 nucleotides long. The record is from the annotation of a GenBank genome assembly. NCBI's taxonomy places the organism in Eukaryota, Phaeophyceae, Ectocarpales, Ectocarpaceae.